Messenger RNA from Trichoderma atroviride IMI 206040, 1091 nucleotides. Lineage: Eukaryota; Fungi; Ascomycota; Sordariomycetes; Hypocreales; Hypocreaceae. The record is from RefSeq and is a predicted model, not a curated record.
CUGUAGAUGGCGAUCUUAUAUGCGGCAGUGCUUAGACGGAGGUUGGGAGGUUGGGUUACAGAAAGUAUGUGCAGCUUACUUGAUCUAAUCAUUGGGUUUUGUUUUGUUAUUAAAAUAUCUGUACGUUAUGGGAGCUUAGUAUAUUUAAAGAUCUGAUUUGUACAAGAGUAAUAUAGAGUGAAGAGCCAUGAACUCAAAUAAGAAAGGAUGGCUAUUCUGCUCUCAAAUGACAUCAUAUUAGUUGAGCCUAGAAACACCAUGAAUGUCAUCAACUAACCUGAUGGGUUCUUACCUGACUUGCCUUCUUAAUAUGGAGCAAAGUCUCUCGAGCAUAGCAUGCAAGAUGGGCUCACAUAUGGAGUCAUGACAUUCCUAUUCGACUCUCCACACCAGGGUUCUUACCACGUAGUAUGGUAUACCGUAAGAGAUGAGUGUCAUCAGCGAGAUGUUGCUAUUUAUGUCUUGAAACGGGUUUUUGUGACCCUGGUAUGAUUCUAGCUCAAGUGCCGCGUAGUAGCAGUACGUAGUCUAGUAUAUUCUUAUUUUGGCCUACGAGUCAGUGAGUGGCUUAUGAUAAUGAGACGCGUGCGUUCUUUUUCUUCUGGAAUCUUUGACAGGGUCACAUCCCGGCGCAAUCUGCCCAGAUUUGAAGAGGAUACUACUACUACCAACGAAGCAUUUUUGUGGAGGAUUUUCUCCGGGGUCUGGAAUAAAUCUACGGGUACGAUAACUGAUGGCUUACAUGUUAGAUGUAGACGUCUCUGCAUGGGCGGUAAAGAUGGAGAACUGGUUGCGAGCUGCUUUGAUCGCCAACAAAGUAAUUGAAGCUGAAAUUGAAGAAUUAAAAUUAAAUUCCGUUGAACGUUGUAAAAUCUCUGUUCAGCUGCUAUAUCAAGCCAACAAUAGUCUACAUGUCAUGAGAUCCAACAAGCCCAAUAUCAGGAAUUCUUUCAUUCGGUGCCGACAAAGUACUUGCGUGCCCGUGCGCAUUAAUAGAAUGACCUGCGCCCCACCAAGCGGAGGUGGUCAACAACUGCAAUUGGUGUACCGGCCCGGCUCUUUUUCCGCAAUGUAUGCCUCGGCGCCCCCAC